AUGCAGUUGAAGAUUUCAUACAGAAACAAAAAUUCGAUGGGGGUUCAUAUGUUUAUCCAUUUGAAGAAUCCAAUUGAGAUACAUUCUGGUAAAUCAUUGAAGAUUAAGAAAGAUCCCGAAGAUGGAGGUGUUUCAAGUGUUGACGUACUUAGAAACUUGAAAAAAAGCAAUGAAGAUGUGAAUAAGGCAAUUGAGAUUCAUUCUAGCAAUUCUUUGAAGCUGAAGAAACACAGAAUUGAUGAUGAACUUUGCAAGGGCAAAAAAGUUAAUGAAGAUGUGAAUAAGGCAAUUGAGAUUCAUUCUAGCAAUUCUUUAAAGCUUAAAAAACACAGAAUUAAUGAUGAAGGUUGUAAUUAUUUUUCUAGUGAUUCAGAUUAUGAAGAUGCGACUAUAAGAAGUCUUAAGAAGUUUGUAGGAGAAUCUGAUAAAAAAAUCAAAAAAAAAAAAAAAAAAGAUGGUAAAGUUGGUAAUGUGAAAGCUUUGUAUGCUCGUGUUUCUGUUAAUUCUAUUUAUGGGGCUGUGAAAUCUAUGAAUGAUAUUCAAAAAGAUUGUGUAAGAAGAAUUGGUUUUGGAUCAUUGCUUGAUAUGAAGACUCAAAGUAUUCCAACAAAAUUAUGUUAUUUUGUUGUGGAUUCUUUUGAUCAUGAGGAGAUGGUUAUUAAGAGUGUAGGUGGAAAUAUUCCUGUAAAAAGAGAAGAUGUGAAUAGGGUUCUAGGUUUUCCAUUGGGUUAUGAGCAAAUAAGUUGUUUAGGUGUUCGAGAUAACAGAGGUGAAGCAGAUAUGGUUUUCAUUGUGAAUUUCAUUAUUCUGGAAGAGAAAGUGGUAUGGAGUAGAAAUGAAAUUAAGACAUUUUUUAAUGGACCAUGUGAAUUUCUAACGUUGUUAUAUGUUGACAGGAUUCAAUAUCAACUUAAGUUUAGAGAAAUCAUGGAAUUGGAAAAUGGUGGUUUCGGUUAUGGUGUUGUUGCAGAUUGUGAUGAACAUUUUGAAAGUGGAUCGAUAUACGAUUGUGAGUCGGAUAUUCAAUUGAAAUUACAAGAGAUUGUUUCAGUUUUUUCUAAAUUCCAUAAGAGUGAUGUUGAUAAUGUUUCAAGUUCUGGCUCAAUAAGAAGGAAAAUUUGUUUUGAGGAUGACUCUUUCAAUCAUCAAGGUAAGGAAAUUGGAAAAAGGAUGUUGAAUGAAGAUAUACCAUCCUUUGGUUCGGGAAUAGAGUCUGAGUUAUAUACUCCAAAAAAGCCUUGUUUAACUUCAGGUCAUAAAAUGCAAGAGAAAUCAAUAUUUAAAGGGUUUGUUGAUUCUCCAGUUAGUGUAAGGGGUAAAAAUUCGCAUGUUACAAGUUCUUUGAGUAAAAGAGAUCUAAAUCAAUUGCCAUCUAAAUCAAGGCCAAAAAGAGAUCAAAUGUUACCUCCAGUAAAGAGGUCUCCUUAUGUGAUUCGUGCAGUUCCUAUUGAUACUACUUUGACAAAGGAAGAGAACAUAAUAUCUAACUAG
This is a messenger RNA of Lactuca saligna, 1491 nucleotides long. The record is from the annotation of a GenBank genome assembly. Lineage: Eukaryota; Viridiplantae; Streptophyta; Magnoliopsida; Asterales; Asteraceae.